UGAGCGGCGGCGGCGGCGGCGGCACGAGCGCUGGCGGCGGGGCCUCGGCCCCUCUCCUCGCUCCGCCCCCGGAGUCCGGGGAUGAGGCGGGGAGGCAGCGGCGCCGGCGGCAGCAGCAGCAGCAGCAGCAGCAGCAGCAGCACCACCACCGAGGGGCGCCCCCGCCCGCCGCCGGCCUAGCGCCCCUGGGAUCCCCGGCCCCGCUGCCCCCGAGCCCUCCGUCCCCUCCGGGGGGCCGGGGCCGCCCGCGCCGCGUCCGGGCCGCGGGCACCGCGCCGAGGAGCAUGUCCGCCGACACGGAGAUGGAGAAGAGCAUCAAGGAGACCUCCAUUUUAGAAGAAUACAAUAUUAAUUGGACUCAGAAAUUGGGAGCUGGAAUUAGCGGUCCAGUUAGGGUCUGUGUGAAAAAAUCUACCCAAGAACGGUUUGCACUGAAAAUUCUUCUUGAUCGUCCAAAAGCUCGGAAUGAGGUACGCCUGCACAUGAUGUGUGCAACGCACCCAAAUAUUGUGCAGAUUAUUGAAGUAUAUGCCAACAGUGUGCAGUUUCCUCACGAGUCCAGCCCAAGGGCUCGACUCCUAAUUGUAAUGGAGAUGAUGGAAGGGGGAGAGCUAUUUCACAGAAUCAGCCAGCACCGGCACUUUACAGAGAAGCAAGCCAGCCAAGUAACAAAGCAGAUAGCUUUGGCUUUGCAGCACUGUCACUUGCUAAACAUUGCACACAGAGACCUCAAGCCUGAGAAUCUGCUCUUCAAGGAUAACUCUUUGGAUGCUCCAGUUAAGUUGUGUGACUUUGGAUUUGCCAAAAUUGACCAAGGGGACUUGAUGACGCCACAAUUCACCCCUUACUACGUAGCACCUCAGGUAUUGGAGGCACAAAGAAGGCAUCAAAAAGAGAAGUCUGGGAUUAUACCUACCUCGCCCACACCCUACACUUAUAACAAGAGCUGUGACUUGUGGUCCUUGGGGGUGAUCAUUUAUGUGAUGCUGUGCGGCUACCCACCUUUUUACUCCAAACACCACAGCCGGACAAUUCCAAAGGACAUGCGGAGAAAGAUCAUGACAGGAAGCUUUGAGUUUCCUGAGGAAGAAUGGAGCCAAAUCUCUGAGAUGGCCAAAGACAUUGUGAGAAAGUUGCUGAAGGUCAAGCCAGAGGAGCGGCUUACCAUUGAGGGGGUGUUGGACCACCCGUGGCUAAACUCGAAUGAAGCUCUGGACAAUGUGCUGCCCUCUGCCCAGCUGAUGAUGGACAAGGCAGUAGUUGCUGGAAUCCAACAGGCUCAUGCAGAACAGCUGGCCAACAUGAGAAUCCAGGACCUCAAAGUCAGCCUCAAACCCCUGCACUCUGUAAAUAAUCCCAUUCUCAGAAAGAGGAAAUUGCUUGGCACGAAACCGAAGGAUGGUGUCUAUAUUCACGACCCGGAGAAUGGAGCAGAGGACUCCAAUGUGGCACUGGAGAAGCUACGCGAUGUCAUUGCUCAGUGUAUUCUGCCCCAGGCUGGUAAAGGAGAGAACGAAGACGAGAAGCUGAAUGAGGUGAUGCAGGAGGCGUGGAAGUACAACCGGGAAUGCAAGCUUCUCCGGGACACCCUGCAGAGCUUCAGCUGGAAUGGCCGUGGAUUCACAGAUAAAGUGGAUCGACUAAAACUGGCAGAAAUUGUGAAACAAGUGAUUGAAGAACAGACCGCCUCUCAUGAGUCCCAAUAGCCACAGCCUCAGAGCAUUAGUUUGUUUUUGUUUUGUUUUUUACAUUUUGAAAAUUUAUUCCUUAACUGUACAAAGUAAUUUUUAUGUAAAUUAAUAAAUCAUAAUUUCAUUAAAUUUCCAUACUGCUGAAAGAUGCUGUAUAGGUGUAGAUACAAGAAUCAUUGGUACUGUAAUAUUUUUUUAAGUCAAGCUCAGUUCUUAGAGAUAGAUUAUGACUUCUGUAUUGUUCAUUUGUAUGUCUCUCAGACAGGACAGGUGAUGUCACCAAAAUCCUUUGACUUGCAAUAGGCGGAGAAGCACCUUCCCAGUGAUAAGCAGCUCCACGGGCCUUUUUGCUCAGUAAAAAGCUGGAAUAGGUACUGUGGAAUAUAAUCCUCUUGGUGCCCUGUGUCCUCCCCACUGAACCAUCAGGGCUGGGACAACAGGAGCACCAGGGCUGGGGUAGCUCGGUUGGCUUUGACUCCAGACGGCUGUCUGGGAGAACUCGGCAAGCAGCUCCUUAUCCUGCCUGACCUCUGAGGCUGGCAUCUCUGUGCUUGCCUCGGUUUGAGGGAUUCUUUGGUGCAGAACUUGUCUUAUUUCCUUUGCUGUUUUUCUUCUGGACUUUCUAGGGUAGAAUAGUGAGGUUGCCUAAGGUUUUCUGUUUGUGUAAUGGUUAGGAAUGAAAAGGAUUUGAAUAGUUUAGUAAAGGCAGGUUCUAGUCCAUUUAUUUUUUUUCUGCUUGUGGGUCCCGUAGAUGUCAGCCUUAUUUUUCCAGACCAGAAUUUAAGUUUAUCUAUCCCUGUUGCCUUUUUCUCUCUCUCUUUUUUUUUUUUUGGUCCCUCCUUCCUUGUUCCUGUGUGGAUUCUAAACUUUGGUCAAGGGCUUGGAAGGCUGUGCAUUGUAUAUAUCUGUUGACUCUGAGACUAGAGACUUCUGCAUUAUUUGGGUUUCUCCCCAGAUCUGUGCUCUUCUGUUAGCCUUUUUGGCCUUGUCUCUCCCUCCUGCUUCCAUAUGUUCACUCAGCCAUCAUAGCCACUAAUUAGACUGAACAUAUUUCAGAGUGUGGCCCUCAAAAUGCAGAACAAAUCUGUUGUGAUGUUUUCCUUUAAUAAACGGAGGCCUUUAGAGAGACUUUGGUACCUACGUAGGUAAGCAGACUAGGUGAUGUAAACUGAGAUGCCAUUCAGGAAGAGAAACGGCAGGUUUGUUCACUUUCAUAGCAUACCAGGUCAGUGAGUUGGCACUGAUUAAGGCACUGGAAUAGGCCUUGGGGAUGAAGAGGAAAAAGCAAAAUAGUCAGUGCCUUGAAGGAGCUUCCAUUCUGUUGGGGUGAAGCAGUCUCUUAACCAGUAGGCACUGAUGAAGCUCUUACUGCUAUAGAUCAGCCCCUCCUAGUGCCAGGCUCCAGAGUUAGAGACCAAAAUGAGACAGUCCCUGCUUUCGGGGCAGGGCAUCUUAGAGUUCUGCAUUUCCAGCUGAAAAUUUAGAUCCCUUGGGCUACUGCUCCAUGGCUGUUUACCUUUUCAAAGCUCUUUUCUGAAUGGAUCUCUAGAUUAGUUAGAGCCUCUCGGGGCCAACUCUGGCAAUUUGUAAGAACACACAUGGCCAUUUAGAAAGGCUCUUUGCCCCUAGGGGCACCCUCAUCACAUUGCUGUCCAGCUCACCCAGCGUGGCUAGACAUCAGCCCCCUUUAGCCAUGCUUUCCACCAUCAGAGGAGCCAUUACAUGGUCAUGGUUACAAAUAUUUGUGUUCUCUGUUGGCUGAGAGCAGCAAAGCCCAAGCCUGAGGGAGUUAAGGAGCAAAGUCUAAUGGAUACUUUUCUCUUUACUAAUCUGAAAACCUAGUUUGGAGGUAAUCUAGACUUUCUAGAUCACGGGUAGUUGCAAAGACCCCAACCUCUGUCAGGAAAACUUCCAACUGGAUUGUUUCUGCAGCAGAACGUGGAGCUUCCCAUCUUUCUUCCUGGUGAUGGAGGGGAGGUCUGAGGAGGAAGAGAGGGGUGAGGCAUCUAGGUUAGGGGUGAGGGAGGCACAAGGCUGUGUUGAAAGGAGAUACUUGCCUCUGAGGAGCACUAGCAUUAGUCUGAUGUUACUGUUGCUCAGGUUUUCCUUCUGUGGUAGCUUCUGCGAUGUCGUCUCUGCCUCAGAGUUCUGAUGGGCUGGACGUUUUUGAAAACCAUCACCUUGAACUCUCUCUCCUCUUUUUUGUUAGGGCUGGAAGUGGUGAACUGUGGCCAUGGUGUAAGGGAGCGUCUGAGGCAGUGAUCAGUAGAUUACCUGUGUUUCGCCUUAGGCUAUGUUGGACAUCAGUCUGUAGAAUCAAGAGGAAGUGUCUUGAUGCCCACAGGAGGACUGAGCUGAUGCUGUAUAGGCCAUCUGGAGAGUCUGAUCUACGAUCACUCGGUCAUGGCUGUCCUUCUGGGCUGUAAAAGAGCAGAGUGAUUGGCAUGGAUUGUGGGGCUUGGUGUGCUUGGAGCCCUUGGAGUCAGCGAUCCCUGUCCCCCUAGGGUUUAUGCUUACUUUGAAGUAGCAAUCUCUCCUGCUUUGGUGAAGCAAAAAGCAGAUGUCAUGCAAACCUGAACGAAACUUUCAUGUGUCUCUUUUUUGUGUAAAUAUUAGGGAACAUCCUAUUCUUGAAAGGCUUUGACACGUUAUUGCUAAUCUGUAGGCCUUGUGAAUUGGAGAGUUGAUAAGAAGACUGCUUCUGCCUAGAGUGGUGAAUCCCAUGAAGUUACCAGGUAUAGACUGUCUUGACUUUUCCCUAUUGUACCUCUGACCCUCUCCCCACUGAUUUGUUUAUGAAAGCCAUUGUUCUGUAAUGAAAUGCCUUUGGGUCACCCAUAGUUAGGUGUCUGGUAGGUGGCAGAGCAAAUCCUGCCUGUGUCCUUGUGUGUCUUUAUGAAUUAACGUGUGUGGGCAGGGAGAGGGUCGUCAGAAGUUGGUGUGUGAAGUGUGUGCAUAUAAGGAAUUACCCUUUUUUCCCCCUUUUGUUUUUAGAGAGUUCAUGUUGAGUAUAUUAUCCAUUUGAGAAAGGACCAAUUUGAAGGAUUAUUAGGUAAGAGUAGAGUAACGUAAGGUCAAAGGUCAAAUGAUUGAUUUCAGGCAUGUUAUGUCUAAACCAAUGAUGUUUUAGAACAAAGAUUAAUUUCUAAGUAUGCUUUAAUCCUUUAGGAAAAAAAAUCAAUAACAAUCAUCAAGAGAGAUAAUAGAUGUGAAGCAAGUUCUCAACUCAUUCACGUCAGCUGUUACUGUGGAGCGCGGUGUAAGAUCAGGGGCUGGCCUUGGAGCUGGGCCGACUGUUCUGUUUCUGACACACACUGGCUGGGUGACCACGGCCAAAAGCACUUGGGUGCUGAGGGCUGCUGUCGCUCACUCUGAGUCUGAGACUAGAAGGUGCAAAUGAGUUUGGGAUCUGUCUCAAAGGCAGGGAUUUUCCAAACGGGGGGUUUCCUAUGCCGGUGGAAUAAAAGGUCCAAAUGGUCCCUCCCCUACAAAGGAUUGCUCUUAUGCCAUCCCACUCUUUGAUUUCAAGAUCAUCACUCAAAUAUGUAAUUCCAAUGGUUUUUGUGAAGUCCUGGAGGAAUCUCUCCUUAGAUUCUUCGAAUUGAAAUGUUCACAUUGGACAAUUUUAAAGAAAUGUUUUUUUAUAUAAAAUGCAAAGACAAAGACGUGUCUAGAAAUCAUUUGGUCCUUGGGGGUAGUCUCCAGAACUAGCGA
Phascolarctos cinereus (koala) is the source of this 5405-nucleotide messenger RNA. The record is from RefSeq and is a predicted model, not a curated record. Lineage: Eukaryota; Metazoa; Chordata; Mammalia; Diprotodontia; Phascolarctidae.